AUGUCCCUUUCACAACGCGUUGUCAUCAUCGGUGCCGGCAUAGUCGGCACUAACCUUGCCGAUGAGCUGGUAUCUCGAGGGUGGACGGAUAUCACCGUCGUCGAGCAGGGACCGCUGAAUAUGCCUGGCGGGUCGACGUCACAUGCUCCUGGCUUGGUCUUCCAAACCAAUACCUCCAAAACCAUGACACACCUCGCACGCUACACAGUUGAGAAGCUUUUAUCGAUUGAGAGGGACGGACAAAAGUGCUUCAACCAGGUGGGUGGGCUCGAGGUUGCCACCACGCCGGCAAGAUUGGAGGAGCUCAAGCGUAAGCUUGGAUAUGCCUCGGCGUGGGGAAUUGAAGCUCGUCUGGUGAGCGCGGAGGAAUGUUUCAAGAUGUACCCUCAUCUGAACCGGGAUAUGGUGCUGGGUGGCUUGCACAUUCCCAGCGAUGGGCUUGCACUUGCAGCUCGCGCCACACAGCUCCUUAUUGAGCGUACGAGGCAGGCAGGCGUCAAGUACCUUGAGCAUACACCAGUCACCGGUAUCGAGCGCGCAGGUUCUAUUGUGACUGGAGUGACUACUCCCAGCGGAAGGAUUACGGCAGACAUCGUGGUCUCCUGUGCUGGCUUCUGGGGUGUGGAGCUAGGAGCCAUGGUUGGAGUGCAGAUUCCUUUGCUUCCACUAGCACACCAAUAUGCGAAGACAACCGCUGUUCCAGCUCUUGCUGAUCGUGAAAUCAACUCCCAGAUCAAUGGCCUGAAUGCUACCCUUCCAAUUCUCCGACACCAAGACCAGGACCUCUACUAUCGUGAGCAUGGUGAACAGUACGGCAUUGGAUACUACGGACACCGUCCUAUGCCCGUUGUUGCUUCAUCGCUGGGUCUCACACCAAAGACUGUCGACGAGCACAACAUGCCCUCUCGUCUCGAAUUUACAAAAGAAGACUUCGACCCAGCCUGGAAAGAAACUCAGUCCCUCCUUCCUAUCCUCCAAGAAACCGAGAUCGCUGACGGCUUUAACGGUGUAUUCUCAUUCACACCUGAUGGAGGUCCCAUUCUCGGGCAACCAGCUCACCUGGACGGUUUCUACGUAGCCGAAGCAGUGUGGGUCACGCAUUCAGCCGGUGUCGCCCGAGCUCUGGCCCAGAUCCUCACAACAGGCCACUCCGAUAUUGACGUCUCAGAAUGCGAGCUGUCCCGCUUCGAAGAGAUACAACUCAGUCCCGAAUACGUGAGUGAGACAUCGCAGCAGAACUUCGUUGAGAUUUAUGAUAUCCUUCACCCGCUCCAACCGCGCGAAUCUCCCCGCAUGCUCCGUGUCAGUCCAUUCCACGCACGCCAGCAAGAGCUCGGAGCUUUCUUCCUAGAGACUGGUGGCUGGGAGAGACCGUGGUGGUAUGAAGCGAACAAAGAUCUGGUCAAGGCUCUCCCCGCAUCAUGGAGAGCAGUCGAGAGAGAUGCUUGGUCGGCUCAGUUCCAUUCGUCCAUUUCUGCGGCCGAGGCCUGGAAGACACGGAAUGCAGUUGCCAUUUUUGAUAUGACCUCCUUCCAUCGAUUUGAGGUCUCGGGUCCUGGAGCUGCUCAAUUGCUCCAACGGUUGACCACCGGCGAUAUGACCGCCACCCCAGGCAGCGUUAUCUACACUCUUCUCCUCAACAGCAACGGUGGCAUCCGCGGUGAUAUCUUUGUGUCGAGAUUGGAAGAGGAUGUAUUCCAAAUAGGCGCGAACAGCGCCACCGAGCUAGCGUACCUCGAAAAGGAGGCUCGUCUCCAAGGCAAACACGCUAGCCAAUGGGUCAAAGUCCGCGAUAUCACAGGCAGCACAUGCUGUAUCGGUCUCUGGGGCCCACGCGCACGAGAAGUCAUCAGCGGAGUCAGUGCGGAUGAUUUCUCAAACAAAGGCCUGCCCUACUUCGGUGUAAAGAAGACCAAUCUCGCUGGGAUCCCAGUAAAAAUCAUUCGCAAGUCCCACGUCGGCGAGCUAGGCUGGGAAAUCCAAACUAGCGCUGAAUAUGGGCAGCGACUCUGGGAUACUAUCUGGCAAGCAGGUAAACUGCACGGUCUUAUUGCCGGCGGUCGUAGUGCGUUCAACUCGCUCAGAAUUGAAAAGGGGUAUCGUACCUACGGCACGGAUAUGACGACCGAACACAACCCUUUCGAAGCUGGAGUUGCAUACGCCAUCGACUUGAAAAAGAGAGGUGACUUCGUUGGAAAGGAGGCUAUCCAGCGUCUUUCCACACAAACUCCUACCCGCCGUCUCCGGCCGUUGACUAUUGAUGAUGGCCGCUCUGUGGUCUUGGGCAAGGAACCCGUCUUCUAUAACGGGAAGGCAGUUGGAUAUGUCACGAGCGCUGCAUUCGGGUAUACGAUUGGCCAACCUAUUGCUUAUGCUUGGCUUCCUGGUACUGUGAAUAAUGGCGAGAGUGUGGGGAUUCAAUAUUUCGGUAAGACGAUUCAGGCGACGGUCUCGGCGGAGGCGCUUUAUGAUCCCGAGAUGAGUCGUCUAACUCAGGAGGCCUCGCCUAUUUCGCCGGGAUCUCGGGGUGCCUUCAGGUCCAGACUUUGA
This is a messenger RNA of Penicillium antarcticum, 2550 nucleotides long. RefSeq names its product GcvT family protein. Bases 1 to 2550 code for a protein of 849 amino acids. Gene Ontology annotation, molecular function: protein binding; oxidoreductase activity. NCBI's taxonomy places the organism in Eukaryota, Fungi, Ascomycota, Eurotiomycetes, Eurotiales, Aspergillaceae. Gene Ontology annotation, cellular component: mitochondrion. The record is from RefSeq and is a predicted model, not a curated record. The transcript has a single exon.